AUCGGAAUCAAUGUUUCAUUUUGUCACCAAGAUGUCUCAGCCUGCAGUCCUGUGUCUCCUCUGUGCUCUGGGACUCUUUGAGAAAGGUCUAGCAGCUCUGAUAGAAACUCAGCAGACUGUGCUGGCAGCAGAAGGAGAAGAGGCUCAGUUAAACUGUAAACUGAUGCAACAUAGAGAUGUUCUGCAAGUCACAUGGCAGAAGAUUUUACCUGAUGGGGAGAAGAAUCUUGCGACUUAUGGCAAGAACUUUGGCCUUAGAAUAAACAAAGGUUUUCAAGGAAAACUGAAGCUAAAAUAUGCAGCACCGCAGAAUUGCUCCAUAGUCAUCAGGGAGGUGAUGGGUGAAGAUGAAGGAUGCUAUCGCUGUUUGUUCAACACCUACCCUGAAGGAGCUCUCAUUGGCACAACCUGCCUCAGACUCUAUGAGCUGCAUGGCCCCGUCCUCCAUGUGAGAGCCUCAGACUCUCCUGAAGAGACAGUUGUGUCCUGCUGGGCCACAGGUGGACCUGCUCCCACAGUAACACUGACUGUCCCUCACUACAACUCUAGCAGAGUCACCAACAGCAACGGGACAGUCACUGUCACCACCACAGCUCUGCUGUCUGCUCUCCACCACAACACCACACAGGUUAACUGUACAGCACACGUGUCCUCUGGUCCUCACAGAGAGGUGUCCACCAUCAUUCCUGCAGGAAAACAGUCGUCUGAUGAUGGUUCUGAUGAGGACUCUGGGUCUGAUGACAGUAAUGGAGAUUUCACUUUGAUCACUUCAUUAUCUGUGACAGUGAUCUGUGUUUGUGCUGUUGCUGCAAUCAUCAUUUUCCUGCUCAUAAGAAAACGUCAGAACCGGGACUCUGAGGACACUAAGACACCACAAAAACCAACCAAUGAGACUCAUGGGGCCAUCACACCUUUAAUGAAGCCAAUGAGUGAGGUUCGGCUACGGUUGUCUUCUGGAAAAAAAAACAACAACUCACAAUCACCACAAAAGGCAAACAAUGACACUCAUGAGUUCAUCACAGCUUUAAUGAAGUGGAUAAGUGAGGUUUGGCUAUGGAUGUCUUCUGGGGGAAAAUACCCAAGACCACCAUCACCACAAAGGGCAACCAACGACACUCAUGAGGUCAGAACACCUUUAAUGACAGCGAGCGAGGUUCAAGUACAGAUGUCUUCUCGGGGGGGAAAAACAGAAUGCAGUGACCAAAGAUCAUCACCUUCAAUAAGAAGAAAUCUUGAGUUUUAAUAAGGGUGAACUAAUGAGUACUACAGAACAACCCACAAGACUGGAGUACCAACGCAAAGAUGGUUGGAAAGUCCCGUAAGAGAUUCAUAUUUCAAUAUGACAAAUCGAUCACAUUCACAUCAAAAGAUUAACGUUUGACUAUUUUUUUAAACAUCUGCAAUAUAGUUAAGAAGAUGCAUUUGCAUUCUUUGUUUAACAUCUUUUUUAAAUUCACUUUAUCUUUCUCAAAUUAAAUGUGUUUAAGUUCACGGCUGCUUUUUGUAUUAUGUAACUCAACUUAAUUAUAACAAAGAUGAAAUUACAUUGGACUGUAUAAACUGUAUGUACUACUGUAUUAUUUUAUUAUAUAGUUGGAAUAUAAUCAAAUUUCAUGUUGUUUUAAGUGUAUUUGUGUAUUUCUUUGUUAAACUGAAAUGUGCUUUUCUGGUGAUUUUGUAUCUUUUUUUAAAUCAUUUGUACAUUUAUAAAGAACACAUGUACUUUGCAGAAUGCUUUUGAUCAUGUUUUUAAUAAAAUACC
Messenger RNA from Centropristis striata (black sea bass), 1762 nucleotides. Its product is annotated as OX-2 membrane glycoprotein-like. NCBI's taxonomy places the organism in Eukaryota, Metazoa, Chordata, Actinopteri, Perciformes, Serranidae. The record is from RefSeq and is a predicted model, not a curated record. The transcript is spliced from 9 exons. Gene Ontology annotation, molecular function: cell-cell adhesion mediator activity. Bases 11 to 1243 code for a protein of 410 amino acids.